AGAGAGAGAGAGAGAGAGAUUUUGUAUGAUGGGGACAAGAGCAGAACAUAAUAAGGAAGAUUUUGUUGGUUGUGGGUUUGGAUUUGGAGUUGUAGAACCUUCCCACAGAGAAGUUAUGAUACCAUCUCCAUCAUAUAUAUCGCCUUCCUCUUACUCUGGUUCCGCUGGUGUUACCGACCCUGUCUUCUCUGCUUCCCUCGCAGCUGCAGACCCUUUUUACACCUUGAGCUCCUCAGGGGAGAUGGGAAGAAGUAUGAGUGAGAAGGAAGGUGCAGCAGCUUUCAGUGAAUCUCAAUGGCAGGAGCUUGAGAGGCAGAGGAAUAUAUAUGAGUACAUUAUGGCUUCUCUUCCUGUUCCUCCUGAGCUUCUCACUCCCUUUCCCAAGCACCCUUCCCACACUUACCAUCAAGAUGUGGCAAUGGCCAAAGUAGGUUCUUUGAAGCUGGGGAUUACUUCAAAUGCAAGCAACAACGCGGCUGAUAUGGAGCCGUGGAGGUGCAAGAGAACAGAUGGGAAGAAAUGGAGAUGCUCUAGAAGCGCGGUCCCUGAUCAGAAAUACUGUGAGAGACACACGCACAAGAGCCGUCCUCGUUCAAGAAAGCAUGUGGAAUCAUCUCAACACCAUGACACUCGCACCACUAAGAACGCUAGUAGCCACUAUGCUGGGACUUAUCCUCAGCUUUACGGACAACCCGUUAAUCCAUUUUCAAAUGAUCAUAGAGAGUUCAGGUGUUUUACGAAAGAAGACGAUGCCUAUGCAAAUUUAAAUCCAGAGGUUGGACCAAGCAGAGAGCUUAAACGUGGAUUUGAUUAUGAUCUAAACUUCAGGCAGAAUGAGCCAUUAGUAGACCAGAGCUUUGGAGCGUUGGAGGGUCUGUUGAGUCCAAACCGCCAAGAGACGAGGCGGUUUUUCGUAGAAGGGGAUCAAGAUGAAGCAAUGGGAAGCUCUCUGACACUAUCAAUGGCAGGUGGAGGCAUGGAGGAAGCGGAGAGGAGAAGAAACCAGCAGCACCAGUGGGUUAGUCAUGAAGGACCAUCAUGGCUUUGUUACACAGCACCAGGUGGACCAUUGGCUGAAGCACUGUUUCUUGGUGCCUCCAACGACCCAAGUGCUAGCACUACUACUAGUAGCUGCAGCAGAAGCUCAGGCUAAAUAAAAAUGACUUGAGUUGUGUGAUUUUACAAGUCAAAAACCGGUUUAGUAAUUAGAAAUCAAAACUAUCUUUUAGAUUGUGAACCGUUCUCAGUGAUUUGUCUGAAAAGACUGUGCAGACCUUUGUGCUUUUGUUUGUUUUGCUUUUGUGGUUGGAUUUUGCAGAAGCUUAAACCGCUACUCUAUGAUGGAAAAGUGUUUGAAACACCGGUUUACUUAAACCA
Molecule: messenger RNA, 1377 nt
Organism: Brassica napus (rape)
Lineage: Eukaryota; Viridiplantae; Streptophyta; Magnoliopsida; Brassicales; Brassicaceae
Product: growth-regulating factor 8
Exons: 4
Coding region: 26-1153 (375 amino acids)
Biological process (GO): regulation of DNA-templated transcription; developmental process; DNA-templated transcription
Cellular component (GO): nucleus
Molecular function (GO): ATP binding
Source: RefSeq, a predicted model, not a curated record